GGAGUACUGUACAGAUUUCUACAUGGAGAAGACUAAGUCAGGAACGCCUAUAACCUGCAAUGAAGCAGCAUUGUUUAAGAACAAGGAGAAAACUCUGUACUUGUACAGAACUAAGGAGGGGGAUUGGGUGACAGGAAAAAUACAACUUGGGAAGAUAGGAAAAUCACCCGCACUCCGUAGUCAAGAUCCGCAAAGAACUUCCUUCAUUCAAGAAUGCCCUUGUCAGACCGAAGUUUGGCAGAAGAUGGUGGGAAAGAACUGGGUUACGGACAGCGAGCUCCGAGUUAUAAUUAGAGCGCCAAGAGUUGUAAUUACCAUGGAAUAAUGUGCUACUGCUCACUCGCUCCUUUUUAAAUAUGGAAAAAAACUGUUUUAAUGGGACUGUAAGUGUAGUAUCAAGUGACCCUCCAUUAAAAGAUUGCAAUG
Messenger RNA from Eurytemora carolleeae, 426 nucleotides. RefSeq lists its product as uncharacterized. The record is from RefSeq and is a predicted model, not a curated record. Lineage: Eukaryota; Metazoa; Arthropoda; Copepoda; Calanoida; Temoridae.